AGGUUGAAAACCAGUGCAGAUUGGUUCCCUAUGGGCCUGGGUGAUGUCCUUAGAGCAGAGCAGAGCUGCAUUCCUAGACUGGGUGUGGGAAGGUUUAACCGGAAGAGGCGUCAAACACCAGAGAAGUAUUUGUUCUCUCUGGUCACCAUGGCUGUUUAUACUGCAGCAGGCUUAAUCGGUGAUACUCUAUCUCAGUUUUGGUUUUAAAGGGAGUGUAACCUGAAAGGAGCGGAGGUAAGGGGUGCAGAGAGGUGAGGUCCAGAUUGCGGCUCUGUGGUGUCUGUGUGCCCCCUGCUGGGGGAGUUGAGCUGUGCUCAUCUCUGAAGGCUGGGUGGGGGCUCUUAUCCCUGGCCAAACACUGGGAACUGACUGUGUGGAGAACAGUAGGUGAUGCCAGAGACAGAACUACUCCAUGGCCCUCAGGGGAGUCAGUAGGUCCUCGGCGGGCAUAUAGGAUAGAAAUAGACUCGUGGGUAAGGAUUCAGUUGUCCAGGUAUCACCCUGUCUGGGCUGCUGCUCCCACACUCAGGAACUAGACCUUGUGGGUGAGGACCUGUUGUCCCUCCUGCCAAGGUAAUAACUUCCUCCUCGAGCCAGGAUCCUGCCCCAGGCAGGAGUACAGCUCUGCACCUCCGGCAGCUGCUGUUCGGAUUGCCUGCCAAAAGCACCCUGAAGCUCAGGAUCAAGGAGCAUGGUCCGAGGAAGGCGGGGUUUCGGGGCAUCUCACAGGAACUGCUUCUCUCCGUGUUCCGUAAUGAAGGGCUACGUACUGGUAGACAUGCUGGUCGUGGUGGGCUUCGCAUUGGGAAAGGUUCCUGUUCCCGAAGUCCGGACCUGCCACUUCUGCCUCUUAGAAGACCCUACUGUAGGAUGCAUUUCCGGCUCAGAGAAGUGCACCAUCAGCAGCUCAUCCCCCUGCAUGGUGAUCUCCAUCUAUUAUGAGGUCAGAGUCCGCUUCAACAUCCGAGGUUGUGGACAGAUCAAUUCCUACCGCUGCCAAGAAAAGCGCAACACCUACUUCUCACAGUACUGGUAUCAGGCCCAGUGCUGUCAGUACGAUUACUGCAACUCCUGGAGCAGUCCCCAGCUCCAGAGCUCCCUGCCUGAGUCCUCCGAGAAGGCCCUGGCCCUGCCUCUGUCCGACACCCAGGUCCACCAGUUGUACCAGGCCCUGAACCUCUCCUUGCCCCUGCCUAGCUUGCGCGCUGGGAAGGAGCCUGAAAGCCUAGACCCCCUGGCCACCCUACGCCUGGGCUUGUCUGUGGCUGACCUGCGCCACAUGUACUUGUUCUUCAACAGCUCAGGACUUCUGUAUCUACCCAGGGCUGGACCCUGACUCCUUCACCUUCUUACGCCACAGCGUGUUCAGUGCCUGUCACCCCCAGCACCCUGUAGUUCCUUCUCCCUGUGGUCCUGUGGCCUCCUGGGCUUCCCUCCUUAGUACCUCCAGCAUCUGUGUGACUUAGGUUUCACACCACCCCCCAUCCUGUGCUGCUCUUUCUGCCUCCUAGAAAAACUCAAGUGUAGAUUCUGCCUAGGCAGACGAGAGAAGGGCACAGAGGAACCAUCAUCCAAGUGCUCCAUACCCGCUCCACUGGCCACCUGCCACGUCCACUCAGGCCUGGUACUGCAUCCCCUAGGCCUGUCUCUGAGACUUGUGCCACACUGACCUUUCAGCAGGAAGGACACCUGUCAGGUUUCCUAGUGUGGCAGCCUGGUGUCCCCGCCUCCAGCCCCGCUCCUGUCCCGGUCUUCGGUGUCCUCAGCCCCGUUUUCCCCGAGUCCUUACCGGCUUACUGAAAGGAGAGGAGAGGGACUGUGGGUUUGCUCCACAUCCCCAUUUCCCUCCACAAUAAACGAGGACUGGCCUAACUCCGUGUCACAUUGUCUGUGGGGUCGGGUUCUCAUGUGCCCAGGCAGGUGUAGACAGACUGAGAGGUAAGUGUGGGAUUCAGACAGGUUUGCAGAACCCUACCCACUCUCCUUGGCAUCGUGGCUUCCUCUCACAUC
Messenger RNA from Fukomys damarensis (Damara mole-rat), 2010 nucleotides. It is a transcript of the gene Ly6g5b, whose product is annotated as lymphocyte antigen 6 family member G5B. Gene Ontology annotation, cellular component: external side of plasma membrane. Bases 692 to 1336 code for a protein of 214 amino acids. The transcript has 3 exons. NCBI's taxonomy places the organism in Eukaryota, Metazoa, Chordata, Mammalia, Rodentia, Bathyergidae. The record is from RefSeq and is a predicted model, not a curated record.